Brassica oleracea var. oleracea is the source of this 870-nucleotide messenger RNA. RefSeq lists its product as uncharacterized. Bases 1 to 870 code for a protein of 289 amino acids. The transcript has 2 exons. The record is from RefSeq and is a predicted model, not a curated record. Lineage: Eukaryota; Viridiplantae; Streptophyta; Magnoliopsida; Brassicales; Brassicaceae.
AUGAGGUUGAUCUACUUGUUCGUGAUAAUGGGUGUGGUGAUGGGGAGAGAUGAGAAGGUGAACAUCCCUCAUAUAUACAUCAAGCUGGUGAUGGAUCUUGACAAGCUUCGGAAGUUCCAUUGGGGUCUUCACUCGUAUGACUUCUUGCUGAGUUCCAUUGAGAAGGCUAGGAAGAAGUUGGUUAAGAAGAACAGCUACAUUUUCGAGGGUUUCUCCUAUGCUUUCCAGAUUUGGAUUAUGGAAGCAAUUCCGGAUUUUGGAGAAAUAUGUGGCAGAAGAGUCACAGACAGUUUCAGAGUUCCAAGUUGUAGCAAUUGGAAAGGAGUUGCAAAAGUUUCUAAUGAAGACAUCAUUCAACUUGAGAACUCAUUUACUGAGAAGGGUGACUUGUUCUCGGUCAUCUCAGUGACCGGUAAUGGUGAUGUGUUUUUGCAUGCUGAUUAUACAAGAAAGGAUGAGAUGGAAGAUGAACGAGUGGACUUUCUUCUCAAUAGGAUUAAAAACAAGUUUGAUUGGAGCAAUACAAAAUGGCCAGUUAUAGAACCUGAAGAGACUGAAAUGGAGGAAGCCGAUAUAGAGGAUAUAAAGUCAGAAGCUGAUAAGAGUGUGAAUGAUACUGAUAUUGCAGAAGACGUGGGGACAUCUUCGGUUAAUGUUACUGGAAAAGGCAAGAGAAAAAUUCACGAUGAAGGAGCCGAGACAAGAAAGAAGAAGUUGUUGUGUAAGCAAACAACAGAAGUUAAUCGUGAAAGUAAGAGUUUCAUUGAGGGUUUAGUCCACUCAUCUGUCAAUUCCUUGGGGAUAUACUCAGAACGCAAAUGGCGAAUAUGGAGAGCAUGUUUAAAGAGAGAAUGGAAACAUGGGGAGUGA